This is a messenger RNA of Sphaeroforma arctica JP610, 876 nucleotides long. RefSeq lists its product as hypothetical. Lineage: Eukaryota; Ichthyosporea; Ichthyophonida. The record is from RefSeq and is a predicted model, not a curated record. Gene Ontology annotation, biological process: GPI anchor biosynthetic process. The coding region runs from base 1 to 876 and encodes 291 amino acids. The transcript has 6 exons. Gene Ontology annotation, molecular function: phosphatidylinositol N-acetylglucosaminyltransferase activity. Gene Ontology annotation, cellular component: glycosylphosphatidylinositol-N-acetylglucosaminyltransferase (GPI-GnT) complex.
AUGGUCUCUGACUUCUUCUACCCUAAUGUCGGGGGCGUUGAGAGUGCCAUCUACCAGUUGUCGCAGUGUCUACUGAGACACGGGCACAAGGUGGUGGUCAUCACCCACUCCUACGGCAACCAUCGCCUGGGAGUGCGCUACGUGACCAAUGGUCUGAAGGUGUACUACCUGCCAAACAAGGUGAUGGCGCGUACGUCCACUCUACCGACUAUUCACACCACCCUGCCGUUGUUCCGCUACAUCUAUCGCCGUGAGAAGGUCACGAUCGUGCACGGGCACACCGCGUUCUCUGUUAUAUCCACCGAGGGUAUCCUCCACGCGCGCACUAUGGGACUGCCGGCGGUGUUUACCGAUCAUUCGCUAUUCGGCUUCAAUGAUAUCUCCAGUAUACUGGUCAACAAGGUACUGCAGUUCACCAUGUGCGAUGUGAGCCAUGUCAUAUGCGUGUCACACACCUCCAAGGAGAACACCGUGCUUAGGGCGGGCAUAUCCCCAACGCAAGUGUCCACCAUUCCAAAUGCUGUAGAUACUAAUGUCUUCGUGCCUGACACGACAACCCGCAAGUCCGAUCGCAUCAGUAUAGUGGUUAUCAGCCGCCUGGUAUAUCGGAAGGGCAUCGAUCUUUUGGCUGAGCUAAUACCGCGGGUGUGUGCCGAUUUCCCGGAAAUCGAGUUUCUGAUAGGAGGCGACGGCGACAAAAGAGUGCUUCUAGAGGAAGUCCGCGAACGGAACCAGCUGGAUGACCGUGUGGAGAUGUUGGGCAUGCAAACACAGGCACAGGUGAAAGCCCUCCUGAAUCGGGGCCACAUCUUCUUGAAUACCUCGUUGACCGAGGCCUUCUGCAUAGCCAUCACCGAAGGUACGCCGUCUUCAUAG